AAAUUCUAGCGCACUCGAGUUGGUUUCUCCAAAAUGACCUACCCCACCUUUAAUAACACAUCUGAGUACUUAUUCCACCACUGUGUUUUGUACCCGUUUACUAAGGUAACUUAUUCUAAUGUCUCUUGUCCGCAGCCGAGAAACAUUUUCCUCCAUGGCCGUGACCGCCAUGUUCGUAUUGGGGACUUUGGCCUGGCCUGUAAGGACAUCCUCAUGGACGGCCAUAAGAGCUCCACCUCUCCCAGCACUGAUUCCUCACAUACCACAGGUGUUGGUACCUUUGUGUACGCUGCACCAGAACAACUGAGGGGCUCCCAUUAUGAUUCAAAGUCAGACAUGUACAGCAUCGGAGUCCUGGCUCUGGAGCUUUUCCAGCCCUUUGGGACCGAGAUGGAGCGCGUCCGGACCCUCGGGGACCUGAAAGAGGGGAAAAUCCCAGACUCCUUCUGCCAGAGAUGGCCGGAUCUGAGUAAAAACAUCAUGAAGCUGACGAGUAAAGAGCCAGCUGUUCGGCCCACAGCCAGCGAGCUUCUACAGAGUGAACUCUUCUGCAGUAAAGACAUAGUGAUUCAUGGUCUGCAGAGAAGGGUUGAAGAGCAGGAGGAGGAGAUCAUGCAGCUGAGGAGACAGAUCAGUCGGCUUCAGAGCUCAGACCCCUCUGAGUCGGACAAGUCCUAAUGCUUAAAGAGUAAUUGCCUCAAAGACUAUCAAAAUUGGAUUUAUUCACCCACUGCUGUACCAUGUUUUGCUCGCUUGGUACAAGUGGCAGAGAGAGAGAGAGAGUGUGUGUGUGUGUGUGUGUGCGCACGCUUGAGUGUGCGCGCGCUUGAGUGUGCGCAUUUGAGUGUGCGCAUUUGAGUGUGUCUUGUACACCUGAAUCUAAUGGUGCAAUUAUUUAUUUUAAUUUAGCUGUUCAAUAAAAACUACUGCUGCUACAUCAUG
Notothenia coriiceps (black rockcod) is the source of this 942-nucleotide messenger RNA. RefSeq names its product eukaryotic translation initiation factor 2-alpha kinase 1-like. Gene Ontology annotation, biological process: regulation of translational initiation by eIF2 alpha phosphorylation. Gene Ontology annotation, cellular component: nucleus; cytoplasm. The coding region runs from base 34 to 678 and encodes 214 amino acids. The transcript is spliced from 4 exons. Lineage: Eukaryota; Metazoa; Chordata; Actinopteri; Perciformes; Nototheniidae. The record is from RefSeq and is a predicted model, not a curated record. Gene Ontology annotation, molecular function: ATP binding; eukaryotic translation initiation factor 2alpha kinase activity.